Molecule: messenger RNA, 2600 nt
Organism: Acyrthosiphon pisum (pea aphid)
Lineage: Eukaryota; Metazoa; Arthropoda; Insecta; Hemiptera; Aphididae
Product: protein TRC8 homolog
Exons: 10
Coding region: 645-2486 (613 amino acids)
Biological process (GO): ERAD pathway; proteasome-mediated ubiquitin-dependent protein catabolic process
Cellular component (GO): Derlin-1 retrotranslocation complex; endomembrane system
Molecular function (GO): zinc ion binding; ubiquitin protein ligase activity
Source: RefSeq, a predicted model, not a curated record
UUCUCUCGGCCGUUCCACAGUACCCCGCCGACAAUAUAUUUUCAUGUUCCUCCGAAUAAUUAGUUGAAAACUAUCUCAGUUCGUGGUAUAAGGUUCAUGGGUCAGACCGUAUUUAUUUAAAAAAAAAAACAUAAUGGACGUUGUUGUUACAUUGGUAUUACAAGUCUGUUGGGCAACACGGCUGAGGCCAUCGUUGUUCGAAAAUGCGUAGCAUUGCGUCACUCUCCGCAUAAUUGCGUAAAAGUAAAUUUCUUUAUCGCUCGGAAGCUUCCGAGAACCGUCGUUACUCUAUCAUGUUGGCCGAACGUUCAGUGAAUAUCGAAAUGUGAUGUCCAUAAUAUUAUGAUAUCGACGGACUGGAGCGAUUAGUGACUAGUGACUGGCGGACACAUUCGGUUGUUGAGUUGUACGUGUUAUUACAACUACACCAGAAGUGACAAGUCUAAAACCACGUGCUUCUGACCUUGUGAUCAGAGUACCUAAUCAAAAUCCUCCAUCAUCAACAGUCAAUAUUAUAAACUAGGCAUUCGUAUGUUAUAAUCAAAUAAUUUAGUGCCAUGGUUGGCUGUACCUGUGGUUGUUGAAUGUUGAGCUCUCCUCAGUGUCCUUCAAGUUUUAUUGCCGUUGAAAGUUAAACAUUUAAUAUGAGUACCAUCAUGAGCCUUUGUGUUUUUUUGAGAACUCCACCUCUAUUUAUUAUAGACAAAAUCUUCAAUAUUAGUUUUGGGUUUCAAGAUAUUGAUGGUAUAAUAAUUACUUUAAAUAAUACCUUUAGAAAUAGCAUACACAAUCAAUUUGAGAACGGUGAUCCCGUACAGUUUAUUGUGCUGAUACUUCUAUUAUUUUAUUUAUUUGUCAAAAUAAUAGCAACCUGUUUAAUAUUUUGUUUAUUGUUAUGUAUAUUUGUUCUACCUACUCGGCACUUGUAUAAAGUGUAUUUACAUGGUGCUCCUAUCUGUGUUGUAAUUUUUUCUUGUUGGGUAAACAUGCAAACACUGAAUGUCUUAUCCAAGCAAUAUGUAAACUUCAAUAUGGACAUAAUAAACAAAGUUAUAACAUGGGAUGUAGAUGUAAUUAUACGUUUUUUUACACAAUUAAAAAUUGUGAAUUUCUUAUGCUUGUUAUUCAGUAAUAUAAUGCUACAGUUUUGUCUAUCACUAGUUUUUAACUUUUUACAAGUCUGUGCUACAAAUCAUUCAAUCCAUAAAGUUGUUUACAUUAGUUUUAUUAUUCCUACUUUAAUGACACUGAUCACAGCUAAACAUUCGAAUACAGUAACCAUGUUGUUAUUAUCAUUGUUGCCAUUGUUUAUUGUGCCGAAAACAUGUUGGUUAAAUAUACUUACAAUAAUGAAAUUAAUUUGUUACGGAUUUAAGCAUAUCCGAGCGACCAUCACUAUUAAUGAUUUUGUUGUAAUGGAAUGGUCACGUCUUAACAUGCCAAGUGUUUUAAGAUUAUUUUGGACUAUACGAUUAUUGGAUAUAUUUAUAUUAUCCCUGUUAAAUAAGGAAAUAAAACAUGAAACUUUGUUUGGAACUGUGAAGUAUUUGUUAAUUAAAGGAUGCGACACAUCUACAGCAGUUUUAGGAAUGACAAGUUUUGUUUCAUGCUUUUGCCAUUACAUAGCAGCAUUCUUUCGAUGGGUGCUAACUGAAGAUGUGGAACGGAUGAACGUUCAACAACGUUCUGCAAUAUUAUUUUUUGUACUAGCUUUACAAACCGGAUUAACUGCCUUAGAGCCAGAUGAGCGCUUUAUACAACUCUUUCUAAAUAUUAUUAUAACUUGUGAUUUCUUAAUAUUUUAUAUCCAUGGUUCAAUGGUUGAUCCAUUAUUAAGCUCUCUGAGUGUUAAUCGUAAUAAAUCAAUUAAUAGGCAUUUAAGAGGUCUGCUGGUUAGCGGAUUACUCAUAGUGUUUUCGAUUAACGUGUUGAGAUACUUGUGGUAUUAUAAUUUUCUUAAUAAUUGGAAACUAGAAAUUUCUUGUAUCAAUAUACAAAUUAUUGUCAAAGUGUUGGUAACGUUAGGUGUAUAUUCAUUAUAUAUGAUUGAUGGCUAUCACAAAACAAUGUGGGAGAAAUUGGACGAUUAUGAAUUUUAUGUCGAGUCAUCUGGUGAUGUGGCAAAUUUCUGUUUGAACACCAGUAUUUUUCUAAAUAGAGUUUAUAGUCUGGCUUUUGAGGCUGGCAGUAUAGCUAGUGUACCCUUGAUGUGUUUUCAUGCAUAUUUCGUCAUAUGGCGUAGCAUUAGGGAUGGAUGGAGAGUAUUAAUUAGACGUCGCUUAGCCAUAAGAAGAGUUGAAUUAUUAGCUGAUGCAACUAAUGUUCAAUUGUCUGAAUAUGAUGAUAUUUGUUCUAUAUGUCGACAUAAUAUGGAUUCAGCAAAAAUGUCUAAUUGCAACCAUUAUUUUCAUAGUAUAUGUCUGCGUAAAUGGCUUAAUUUAAAGGACAACUGCCCAUUAUGUCAUAAUAUUUUAUACCAGGCAUAAGUGUCAAACAUUUGUAGACACAGGAUAGAAAUCACUUUCAAGAAUUGUAAAUGUUAUUGAUGUUGAUAAUUCUUAGAUAUUUUAAACUGGUUAGAAUUUAUCAUAAAAUUUAUA